GGUAUUGGUGAGCUGGGCGCCUGCUGGUCGCGCGGCGGCGCUUGCAAAGGACCUCGGCCUUGGGUCGAGGCGUGUGGCGCGCGGAGCGCGACGUUCUGGGCUCGGCGAUGGUGGGCGUCCCUGGAGCGGCCGCCUUCCAGCUUGGUUCUGAAAAAAAAGUGCCAGCAAUGCCUGGAUCGCCUGCAGAAGUGAAAAUACAGUCACGAUCUUCGCCUCCCAGCAUGCCACCCCUCCCACCAAUAAAUCCUGGAGGACCGAGGCCAGUGUCCUUUACUCCUACAGCAUUAAGCAAUGGCAUCAGCCAUUCUCCUCCUACUUUGAAUGGUGCUCCUUCACCACCACAGAGAUUCAGCAAUGGUCCUGCCUCUUCCACAUCAUCUGCACUAACAAAUCAACAAUUGCCAGCCACUUGCGGUGCCAGACAACUCAGCAAGUUGAAACGCUUUCUCACCACUUUGCAACAGUUUGGCAAUGAUAUUUCCCCUGAGAUUGGGGAGAAGGUUCGGACUCUUGUUCUAGCAUUGGUGAACUCAACAGUGACAAUUGAAGAAUUCCAUUGCAAGCUCCAGGAGGCCACAAACUUUCCUCUUCGUCCCUUUGUGAUUCCAUUUCUCAAGGCCAACCUGCCACUGCUACAGCGAGAACUGUUGCACUGUGCCCGGGCUGCCAAGCAGACCCCAUCCCAGUACCUAGCGCAACAUGAACACCUUCUGCUCAACACCAGCAUUGCGUCUCCAGCUGACUCUUCCGAGCUACUCAUGGAAGUACAUGGAAAUGGGAAAAGGCCCAGUCCAGAGAGAAGAGAAGAGAGUAAUUUUGAAAGAGAUACAAUUCCUCCUGAGCCUCCUGCCAAGAGAGUAUGUACCAUCAGUCCUGCUCCUCGACACAGUCCUGCCCUCACUGUGCCCCUCAUGAAUCCUGGGGGCCAGUUUCACCCGACUCCUCCACCUCUUCAGCACUAUACCUUAGAAGAUAUCGCAACUUCUCACCUGUAUCGGGAGCCAAACAAGAUGCUAGAACAUCGAGAUGUUCGUGAGAGGCACCACAAUCUCAGUAUAAAUGGAAGCUAUCAAGAUGAGUUGGUAGACCACCGUUUGACAGAAAGGGAAUGGGCUGAUGAAUGGAAACAUCUUGACCAUGCUCUGAAUUGCAUUAUGGAAAUGGUAGAGAAAACGAGGCGUUCCAUGGCAGUUCUGAGGCGCUGUCAGGAGUCUGAUCGGGAAGAACUCAACUACUGGAAGAGACGAUUUAAUGAAAAUACAGAGAUGAGAAAAACGGGAACGGAGCUGGGCUCCAGGCAACACAGCCCUGGGAGUGCAGAUUCUCUCAGCAAUGAUUCUCAGCGGGAAUUUACCAGUAGACCAGGAACAGGAUAUGUACCUGUGGAGUUUUGGAAGAAAACAGAAGAAGCUGUGAAUAAGGUGAAAAUUCAGGCCAUGUCAGAAGUACAGAAGGCAGUUGCUGAGGCUGAGCAAAAAGCCUUUGAAGUGAUUGCAACAGAGAGAGCUCGAAUGGAACAAACCAUAGCAGAUGUCAAACGACAGGCCGCAGAAGAUGCCUUCCUUGUGAUCAAUGAGCAAGAAGAGUCAACUGAGAACUGCUGGAACUGUGGCCGCAAAGCUAGCGAGACGUGCAGUGGCUGCAACAUUGCCCGGUACUGCGGCUCUUUCUGCCAGCACAAGGACUGGGAGCGGCACCACCGCCUCUGUGGCCAGAGUCUGCAUGGUCAGAGUCCCCAUAGCCAGAGCCGGCCGCUGCUUCCUGGAGGGAGGGGCUCCUCAGCCAGGUCAGCUGACUGCAGUGUGCCCAGCCCAGCCCUAGACAAGACCUCGGCCACCACCUCACGUUCCUCAACUCCUGCCUCUGUAACAGCCAUUGAUGCCAAUGGACUCUGAGCCCCAGACUCCACCCACCCUUAUGGCCACUCCAUGUGACAGAGCCCUUGCAGCAAGGAUUUGGCUGUUGGAUCCAGAAGCUGUUGGGUCAUUGUCAAGAACUGAACUGAAAGCAGGAUUUGACCAAGCCUCCCUGCAACUUGUCAAGAAUGUGCAGAAGAACUAGUAUGCUGGGCUUUGCACACAGGUGGCCUGAACUGCCUCCUCGGUGGCUCUCCCAUGUUCCUCUCCCAGUCAGAGCUGGCUUAGCCAGCCCAUUCAGUGCAGAUCACCAGCUCCCCACCUUCUUCACUGGCAGACUGUCACAGUGCUGGCCAAGCUGGCUGCAACUCACCCCUGUACUAUCUAGUUCCUGCUCCAUCCAUGGGCCUCAUGUGCCAGAGGCCAGGACGCAGACAGCAGUCUGAGGAGGCCUCUCAGCCUCACAGGGACUUGGGUAGGCGAAAAGCUGUACUCAGGACACAUCUUCUGCCCAGAAAAGGGCAAAAAAGAAGCCAGUACUUCAGUUGAAGCACUCCUAAUGAUAAGAAGGAAUAAAAAUAAGUUUUCCCUGACAUUGAAAAGUAUUUUGGACUAGUUUCCAACCUGGCUGGCUCCUUUAGUUUGGAACCCAUUUUUCUUCCAUAUCUCAUUUGAUUUUGUGUGUGCAGAAAAUAGUUUCCAGCACUUGGACUGGUCCAAGAGAAAAUGGGACUCCUUUGUGUUAUUCUUCUCUCUGAGCAUGCUGGCCAAACUAGUAUCAUUAAAUUACUAAGCAGGUCAUCUCUUGGAAGUUCAGGGCUCUCUGCCACUGCUUGACUGUUUGCAUAGUCAUCUUCUAUGUCCUUUUCUCUCAGACCGCAUAUGACCGACUCUGGGCGUUGUCUGCCUGUGGGCUCUGGUUAGUACUGUUAGGCUGCAGCAGUUACAUGAGCUGUGCCGGAGUGUGAGGACUUAGCACAACAGGCUGGUGUUAGCUGAGCAGCCCUCUGGACCUGAAGAGGCUCCUCACACCUGGUUCCUGGCAUUAUGGCUAUGACAUCAAUUCAUUAUCAGGCACACAGGCUCAGUCUCCCUUCUCACAUGACCUGUUCAGUACAUUCCUUCAGCUCAGGAAGAUUGUGUGACAUGUAAGAGCUGUUUGGGAAAGCUUUCUACCUGCUCCCCUGGCUGUCCAGCCCCUCUCUACUCCCCAGAGUGGUGGGUGCUCCUUCACACCUUCUCUGCCAGCACAGGGACCUACUCCCACUUAUUCCCCACUGAGCUCCAGCAUCCUCCCCUGCCCUGUGGAAUCACUUGGGGUGAGUUGCUUGACCUUGUUCCUGCUGGCUUUUGAAAGCCAUGGUUAGAUUGCCACUCUCUGUGCAGUGACCUGAUCCGAAUUAAAAGCCCUAUUGGUCCCAUACAGGAAAGUGAUGGGCAUGGUGGCUUCGGCCUCCCAUAUAGUUGUAACAUACUUAAGAGCUUUUAAGUCCCUACUGUACUUUAAUCAAAGAUUUUCAGUUUUUCAAAGAAACUUGGUACAGGGAACCUUAAGA
Messenger RNA from Dipodomys ordii (Ord's kangaroo rat), 3412 nucleotides. It is a transcript of the gene Cbfa2t2, whose product is annotated as core-binding factor, runt domain, alpha subunit 2; translocated to, 2. Gene Ontology annotation, biological process: negative regulation of DNA-templated transcription; DNA-templated transcription. The transcript has 11 exons. Gene Ontology annotation, cellular component: nucleus. The coding region runs from base 108 to 1895 and encodes 595 amino acids. Lineage: Eukaryota; Metazoa; Chordata; Mammalia; Rodentia; Heteromyidae. Gene Ontology annotation, molecular function: transcription corepressor activity. The record is from RefSeq and is a predicted model, not a curated record.